AUGGGGGGCCUUGUGAUCAAGAAAGCUUUCGUGUUGGCAUGUCACCAAAACAAAAAGCUAGCAGAACGUGUCCGAGCGAUCUACUUUAUCGCAACCCCUCAUCGGGGUGCAGACUUAGCAAAGACGCUGAAAAACAUUCUCCAACUUGUGUUUUCGGCCCCAAGCUAUGUUGUCGAAUUAAUCCCCGGCUCCGAUGUUCUCCAGGCAAUCAACGAUGACUUCCGUCAGCAUGCUGAGGGCUUGGAACUUUGCUCAUUUUACGAGACGCGGCAGUUCAGGGCCGGCAUUGGCAUCAGUGCCCUCGUCGUCGAUCCAGAGUCUGCUAGAUUGGGAUACCCUCGAGAGAAGCAAUACCCGAUGAAUGCUGAUCAUCGGUCGAUAUGCAAGUUUGACUCGCCAAAGGAUGAAAAUUACAGAAUUGUCCGCAAUGCGCUUGCAUCCACUGUUCAGAAUAUUAGAGACACAGUCAACACUGCCGAGACCCAGGCCAGUCCUCGUCAAGACCAAAUGGAGACCCUGGCGGAGUACCUUGGAGUUGUGGAUGAGGUUAUGAAUGACUUAGCCGACGACUUGGCGGAUAUUCGAGAGCUUCGACUUCCAGGUACCUUUCUGUCUGGUUUCAUUGUCGACGACCUUGAAGUGUCAGAUGCCGCCUACAGUUACUACUUCUUCAAGCAUGGUGAUCGUUCCAAAUCUGCGCUGAGUACUUGUCUACGAUCAUUAGCUUUCCAAAUGGCAUCCUUGGAUCCUGGCAUCCGUGAUUUGUUUCUGAAACUCCACAGUAGCCGUGUGAAAGUCGAUUAUGGAAAUGAACGGAGUCUCUGGCGAACCUUUUUUGCACCAAAGGUUUUUAAAGAAGCAACUGUUCAACAUUUCUGGGUCAUCGAUGCCUUGGAUGAGUGCUCAAACUUUGCCCCUCUUCUCGAAUCGAUGCUUUCCAAGAUGGAGAAUGACGGCCGUCUGCGAAUCUUGAUCACUAGCCGUGAAACACCGGAACUCUGUCGGCUCUUCUCGACGCUGGGCCCUGGCAAACAUUUUACAGCUCACAUCUCUCCAGAAGAAACUCUCUCGGACAUUAAACGACUCGUGGAGCAUAAGCGAUCGGCUUUGUGCACUUUAGAUGAGGAGACCCGUCAAAUACUGGAAAAAAGGAUCAUUGAGAAAUCUAAGGGAUCGUUUCUCUGGACAGUUUUGGUGCUUGAAGAACUCUCCAAGUCCUAUAUUAGAAGGGAUGUCGAAACGGUUCUUGAGGAAGUUCCGCGAGGUAUGGGACAGCUCUACUACCGUGCUCUCGAAGCGAUGGCUGUCGCUACUCGGGGAAAAGAGCUGGCCAAGGCCUUAUUGACCUGGACGGCCUGCGUGAUCAGGCCACUGACGCUCGCAGAACUCCAAGCCGCAUUAGAGAUCGACCUUCGAGACAAGAUAGCCAAUAUGAAAGAGACUAUCAGGACACUGUGUGGACAGCUACUUGUCAUCGACAAGCAAGAACGGGUUCAGAUGGUUCACGAGACAGCUCGAGAGUUCCUCCUCGAUACCCAGCUUGGUCGCGCGAGGAUCAGCGAGCUCAAGGGCAGCAAAGAAGUCGGAUUUUUUCCUUUAUGCCAGUACGAUGUUCUCAACUCAUCUCGCCAAGGCCAAUCCAACGUCGGAUGA
Messenger RNA from Thermochaetoides thermophila DSM 1495, 1653 nucleotides. RefSeq lists its product as uncharacterized. Lineage: Eukaryota; Fungi; Ascomycota; Sordariomycetes; Sordariales; Chaetomiaceae. The transcript has 4 exons. The record is from RefSeq and is a predicted model, not a curated record. Bases 1 to 1653 code for a protein of 550 amino acids.